AUGGAUACAAUUGAGCAAUUAGUUCUUUGGACAUUAACAGAACAAAAUAAUACAAUGAAUAAUGUUUUGGCACCUAGUGUUUGGCCCUAUGUGAAACCAAAAACCAGCUGUGUUUCGCCAUAUGCUCUAUCAUCUGGAACUUGUGUAAAUCUAUUACUUGAUUUCAAUAAUUGUGGUAGUGUUUCAACCGUAUGUUCAAGUGCAUCAUACACAACCUGUACAGCUGGUGUCUGUAGCACAGUACCAGCUGUUCAAUUGACCAGUUACACUUCAAUUUGGACAGGUGGUAUUAAUGGAUCAUCUGACGAUGACAUCUUUAAUUUAACACUUCCGUUUAGUAUUACAGUUUACAGUACGACAACUAAUUUUGUUCAACUAUCAACUAAUGGUGUUAUCUGUCUAAGCAGUUGCUCGAAUAAUUGGAAGGAAACAAAUUUACCUAGUACUUCUUUCGGUACCGUAGUUUUACCAUAUUGGGAUGAUCUUUAUAUUUAUGCCAAAACUUGGCAAGGUAUUUAUUAUGCAACUCAAGGUACUGCUCCGAAUCGUGACCUUAUAUUCGAAUAUUAUACGAGUCAGUAUGGAUCACCGACUCGGUAUUAUCAGUUUCAAGUUAAAUUUUUUGAAGCUACACCUGGUGUUGUUGAAAUCCACUAUUACAAUGCAGACGACACGGGUGCUAGUUGUACUGUCGGUGUUCAAAGUUCUAGCAGUGGUUCAUUUUUGCAACAUUCUUUCGAUUCAGCAGGUAGUGUAACAGUAAAUCUGAUUCUUACUAUUAACACUAAUACUGGUGCUAUAACAACAACUGGUUAG
Rotaria sp. Silwood1 is the source of this 816-nucleotide messenger RNA. NCBI's taxonomy places the organism in Eukaryota, Metazoa, Rotifera, Eurotatoria, Philodinida, Philodinidae. The record is from the annotation of a GenBank genome assembly.